Messenger RNA from Paraphaeosphaeria sporulosa, 2028 nucleotides. Its product is annotated as amidase signature enzyme. Lineage: Eukaryota; Fungi; Ascomycota; Dothideomycetes; Pleosporales; Didymosphaeriaceae. Bases 1 to 2028 code for a protein of 675 amino acids. The record is from RefSeq and is a predicted model, not a curated record. The transcript has 4 exons.
AUGUGGAAGUCCCUCAAGAAAGCCUUCGCACCAUCCGCCUUCGAGCCCGAAUUACCCCCCGAGCUUCUCCAAACUAUACACGUACAUGCCGCACGCAAAGGCUCCUUCACAUCCUACGGCAGCGAUGCUUCGGUUCUUCAGACAAGCUUCGACCCGCUCGUCGCUUCCGCGUUCGAGCUGGCGGAAAUGCUGAAUGCAGGCGCCAUCACCAGCGUAGAAAUAGUAGAAGCAUACUUGCACCAAAUCGAGCAGCAUAAUCGGAGAGGGAGACAGUUGAGAGCAUUGAUUAGUGUGGCGCCGAGACAUGAGCUGGUACGCAUUGCGAGAAGAUUGGACGAUGAGAGGGGUAGGGGGAAGAGGAGGGGGCCGCUGCAUGGGAUCCCGAUUGUGUUGAAGGAUAACAUUAUGACGGAUAAGAAUUUGGGAAUGGAUACUACGGUUGGCUCGUACGCUUUCGUGGGAUGCACACCGAAAAGGAACGCUACCAUCGUCGAUCGUCUUAUCCGGAGAGGCCUCAUCAUACUAGGCAAAUCAAACUUGACCGAAUUCUGUGGACUGAAGAACCCAUCCAUGCCGCCUGGCUGGUCAGCUGUGGGAGGCCAGUGUCAGUCGCCGUACGUGGCGAGACAUAUUGCGAAAAAGAAGCUACACUGGGAAUUGUCUGCGCCAGGAGGUUCAUCUACAGGCUCAGCUGUGAGCGUCGCGUCCGGUUUUAGUGCGCUUGCCAUCGGUACAGACACAUUGGGCUCGCUCAUCACGCCUGCGAACCGCGCCGGGUUGUAUGCUUUGAAGCCUACAAUCGGUGAAGUUCCCAUGGACGGUAUUUUCACGCUAAGUAAAAGCUUCGACUCAGCUGGUGGAAUGGCCAAAUCCGCAAAAGACCUGGUCGCCCUCAUGGACGUCCUCCUCUCUCCAACCGGCAAAGAAACAAAAUUCGGCGUCCAAAAGCCCAACUACAAGAUCCGCUCCGACUUCGCCGGUCUCCGCAUCGGCUUCACAGAGCCCACAAUCUGGACCUCCUGGCGCAAGAGCGGCCGCAUCAAUGCCGACGCUGAGCGCUUCAUGCUGCAAAAAUACGACAUGGUAGUGCAAUCCCUCAUUGAAAUGGGCGUCGACAUCGUCUACCCCGUCGAACUCCCCUCCCAAUCCUCCCUCAACCACGACGGCGCCAACGCCUUCGAGCCCAUCGUCUACUCCGAAUUCAAAGAGUGUCUCUCCGAAUUCAUCCGCCAGUUCAAAACCACAAAAGUGCACUCCCUCGCCGAAAUCAUAAACUUCAACACCGAGCAUCCAGAGCUGACCCUCCCGCCGACCUGUCCGCAUCAAAACGACCUGCUCUCCGCACUCCAGGCACACCCGCCAAAGGAACAUCUCAACCAGCUUCGUACACAUUUGUUGACUGCCGGCGGCCGCGAUGGACUCGACUUCGUCUUCAACACCCACCAGCUCGACAUCCUGAUCGCGCCGGGCGACUCCGCGCUUUCGACACUGUCGGCAGCUGCAUCCUACCCGACCGCUGCGUGCCCUCUCUCCGCGCUCAAACUCAACGGCCAGCCUUUCGGCCUCACACUCACAUCCCCGCCCCACACAGAACACACACUCCUACACUUCCUCACCGCCUACGAGGCCACCUUCCCACCCCGGGCUUUACCCCUACCCCUCGCCUCGGUGCCGCUGCAGUCCGCGGCCGAGCCGGGCAUUGAUGCCGGCAUCGUGGAAGUCAUUUUGAGGGCGUGGGAUGAGCGGCGGUGGGGAUGCAGUGCGGAUGCGCUGGCGAGCUGGCUGAAUCGGCGCUGGAAGAAGAGCGGGUACGAAGUCAGUGCUGAGAUGGUGUGUGAGGUUCUGCGGGAGAAUGGGAGGAUGGCAUUUAGGGGGAUGGAGGGGGAGGGGGAGUUUAGUGUUUCGAUCAUGAAUGUGGCGUUCUGGGUUGGGUUGGGUUGGGCGCGGGAGGUAUUGGAUUUGGUUGCAUAUGAUAUCCGCUUGCUGCAUUUUUUUGGGUAUUUGGGUGCAUUCUGGAAAGGCACAUAG